UCUACAAUCUCUCUCUAAACUCUCUCUCGUGCAUGUCCACCGCGUUAGGCGCGGCGGCCAUUGGGUCGUCGUCCACAGCUACGGCUACUACUCCUCCAUCGUCUUCUGUCACAACUCCUGCCACCAAAAGCUUCAAGGAAGCUGUUUGCCCUUCUUCACCUCAAAUUCAUACCAAGCAGAUUGAAAAAUUCAAAGGCUUGCCUUGCAUUUCCUUCUCUAAUGAAGAAGUCCUUUCCCUGGCUUCCAGGUUUAAAUUUGCCCUGGUGGGCAGCUUCUUUGGGAAAAGGCCACCCCUGGAGAUCAUCAGGAAAUGGUUGGAAAAAAUAGGCUUUGUGGGUUUUUCUGUUGGGCUCCUCCACCCUGCUCAUGUCCUCAUCAACUUCUCGUUUGAAAAGGAUUACCAAAGAUUAUUCUUGCGCAAAGAUUGGAAUGUCCAAGGAGCAACCAUGAACAUCACCAAAUGGACCACUGAUUUUGACCCCAAUAAGGUAACUCCUAUCAUUUCUGUCUGGAUUUCCAUUGCAAACCUGCCCAUUCACCUUCAUGAUCAUAGAGCACUGAUGGCUAUUGCAAAUAUCUUUGGAAAACCUAUUAAACUGGACUCAUCUACAGAAAACUUCAUUAGGCCUUCAGUGGCCAGAUUCUGUGUUGAAAUGAACCUUUCCAGCCUCCCUCAGAAUUCCUUCUAUGUUAAAAAUGGAGAUACUCCCUUACUUCUGCAAGCAGAAUUCGAAAACCUCCCUGAUUUCUGUAAAAUCUGCAAAGGGAUUAACAGACAUUCAGCUUCCUGCAAGCACUUCUCUCCUCCAAUGGCUAAGAUUCCCCUGCCAAACAGCAACCAAACACCCUCUCCCAGUCAACAAUCCCAUCACAGUGAUACUUCCUCUAAACAGCUACAAACCAAUCCCUCCAAGCCGCUACCACCCAAAAAGCCCACUGUCCCUACCCCCUCCACUAAACCACAGGCCAACAGGCCUGUCAGUACCAACAACAACAACCUGACAAAUACCACCUCAACACCUAAUUCUGCAGCCCUCCCAGUGCCUACUUCUCAUAUGCCUUCUUCUGACAACCUGAGCCCAAUCCCAGUGUCCACUACUCACACCCUGAGAUCUGAACCAUCCAACCAAACAAUUAAUCACAAUCAAGCCACCCCUCCCACCGUCCCACCUCUUGCCUAGUCUUCCACCCCCAUCUAGAUCCCAGCACAACCCCCCUCUAAUCAGUCCCUUUCUCUCAUCCCUAAUCCUCUUCGCAACACCCCACCCUCUCUCCCUGCUGAUCAGGAACUAUUCGAGAACAACUUUCAAGAGGAGAUUUUUAAUAACCUUUUCCGCAUCUU
Molecule: messenger RNA, 1342 nt
Organism: Cuscuta campestris
Lineage: Eukaryota; Viridiplantae; Streptophyta; Magnoliopsida; Solanales; Convolvulaceae
Source: the annotation of a GenBank genome assembly